Messenger RNA from Seriola dumerili (greater amberjack), 853 nucleotides. RefSeq names its product transmembrane protein 47-like. The record is from RefSeq and is a predicted model, not a curated record. The transcript has 3 exons. Gene Ontology annotation, biological process: cell-cell adhesion. Gene Ontology annotation, cellular component: cell-cell junction. Bases 77 to 616 code for a protein of 179 amino acids. Lineage: Eukaryota; Metazoa; Chordata; Actinopteri; Carangiformes; Carangidae.
GAAGACGCACACGGACCUCCAGCGAGCUGAUCUCACAGUGACUGACCUGCAGCGGUGUUUAUCUCUUACUGAGAAGAUGUCUGUGAACGAGGUGUAUGUGUUCCGACCCUUCAAGCUGAUCGCUCUGCUGUGCGUCUUUCUCGCGCUGUGUUUGGACGUGGUGGCUCUGCUGAGCCCUGCCUGGGUCACCGCCGAGCAUUUCUCCCUUUCUCUGUGGGAGUCCUGCUCCCAGUCCGAGGCACGGGACCAGACAGAGGAGCCUCAGUGGAGCUGCUUCUCCACCCUCACAUCUGACUGGCAGAUUGCCACCUUGGUGCUGCUGGUGGCCGGUGCCGUGGCAACCCUGGUGGCCUUUUUGGUGGCCCUUAUUUCCCUCUGCCGGGGGACACAGAGAUACCACUACCGCACCGUGGCUGUGUUCCUCUUCACUGCAGUGGUUCUGCAGGCCUGCGCUCUGGUCCUCUACCCAAUCAAGUUCAUCGACGGAACAGUUCUUCAGACCUAUCAUGAGUUCAACUGGGGCUACGGGCUCGGCUGGGGAGCAACCAUCUUCAUGCUGGGCGGAGGGAUCCUCUUCUGCCUGCGGACGGACAUAUACGAGGAUGCAAUGUACUGAGUCUUCUGCUGCUGGAAAUACACACAUAAACACACACACACACACACACAUACACAAACACAGCCCUUACAAGAGGCGUGCUACUUUUCUUCACUCUGCACAUGGCCAAUGCAUAUGUGAGCACAGACCCUGUUUCUCUCUUUCUCUUGCUGUCUUGCUCCCUGUUAUUUUUAGACAGGUUGUGAAGGCCUAAUUUAGGCCAGGGCUGUUUGAAUAGGACCUCCACCCCCCACCCCC